Phyllopteryx taeniolatus (common seadragon) is the source of this 676-nucleotide messenger RNA. RefSeq names its product beta-microseminoprotein-like. Bases 54 to 479 code for a protein of 141 amino acids. The transcript has 4 exons. Lineage: Eukaryota; Metazoa; Chordata; Actinopteri; Syngnathiformes; Syngnathidae. The record is from RefSeq and is a predicted model, not a curated record.
CAAACAGGCAAGUCCAAUGUGUGAUGCUUUAUUGACAUAACGAGCGAGUGACCAUGAACACUCCCGACUUUGCCCUAUUUAAUUCUUCCGCUGUCCUCCACUGUAAUUCUUUGGGACCCAAGCCUCUCUUUGGUCUGUUGAGACUUACUGCAACAAUGAGAACAUACUUGUGUGUGGCUUCACUGAUAUGUGCUGUGCUGUCACUGGCAAAUGGCCAUUGCUUUCUUAAGCAAGUGGAACCAGGUGCAACAGAUUGCUUUGAUGAAGCCGAUAAUAAACGAUACCCUGUUGGAUCAUCUUGGAGAAACAGUGAAUGCAUGGAUUGUACAUGCAGCAGUUGUUGCGCUGCGUAUGGCACUCCCACACGAUUCCCUGAUGAUUGCGUAUCCGUGUUUGACAAAGCGGCAUGUAAAUACAGAGUGCACAAGAUAGAUGACCCAUCUGUUGAAUGUCCAAUUUUUGGUGCAGUAGGAAAGUGACAACACAACGACAUUCCUCGCUGACUCCUCACAAAAAAAAUAUAAUAAUAAUGCCACUUAUCUACUACUAACAUAGCACAUAGCAUAGUAGUAUAUUUGCAAUGUAUGGAGUCACACUUAUGGAAGAAGAAAAUGUGAUGUAUUUGCACAUUUAAGGUCAUAAGUAAAAAUGAAUAAAUCAUGGAAUAAUUUUUUUA